AUGAGGACUCAGACUCUGAAACUUUUGGGCUUAGAGAGGCUUAUUGUUGUAAAGUUCUCUAAAGAACAAAAGUGUCGAUUCAGAUCCCUAUGGAACAAAGCUCUCAUUGUCAAAGUGUAUGGAAGAUUAGUUGGCUUCUCGUUUCUCCAUGCUAGACUUUUUUCCCUGUGGAAACCAAUUGGCAAGAUUAACUGUGUGGAUUUGGGUGAGGAAUUCUUUCUUGUUUGUUUCUCAGUGAAGGAGGAUUGUGAGGCUGUGCUUAGGAAUGGACCAUGGUUUAUUGGAGAAAACUUCUUGUCCAUUAGACCAUGGGAACCAAACUUCCAUCCAUCAGAAGCCAACAUCUCCUUAGUUGCGGUGUGGGUGAGGCUAAAUGAACUUCCUAUCGAGUAUUAUGAUGUUAAGGCCUUGCAGAUCAUUAGGAAUGUGAUUGGCAGAGUACUAAGGAUUGAUACUCAUACAGAAAAUGAAUCUUGGGGAAGAUUUACAUGCCUUUGUAUUCAGAUUGACAUCGAGAAACCUCUAGUCAUGGCGGUUCUUAUUGGCAGAAAAGAACAACCUGUUACAAAGAAAGGAAUCCAGAAGCUUUGCUUUUCAUGUGGAAGGAUUGGUCACUGGUGA
Molecule: messenger RNA, 621 nt
Organism: Quercus robur (English oak)
Lineage: Eukaryota; Viridiplantae; Streptophyta; Magnoliopsida; Fagales; Fagaceae
Exons: 1
Coding region: 1-621 (206 amino acids)
Source: RefSeq, a predicted model, not a curated record